AUGGCUGGUGUUCACUUGCGGAAUGCUGAGGAGGAAGGAAAAUUAAAGUCUAGUAAGAUUUGGAGCGUCAUAAGAGAAAGCGGUCAAGUCGUUAAUUGGGCAUCUCUUGUUUGGUCGUCCAAAGUCAUCCCAAGGCACCGUUUCAUACUUUGGUUGUCUUUCCGUAGAAGACUUAGCACUCGGGAUCAAAUUCAAGCGUACAUGGACAUUUCGGAUGCUAGUUUCUUACUUUGUGAUGGGAAUGCGGAGACGAUUGAUCACUUACUCGGGGGCUGUCAAUUUACAAGGCAUAUAUGGAAUAAGUUCACUUCGGUGAUGUCUAUUUCAAAUUUUCCGGAGGCGUGGGAAGAGAUUAUAGCUGCUGCCCAAGAUAGAACUAAGGCUAACAAAUUUCCAGCAAACGUUUUCAAGUGCGGUUUUGCCUCUAUAGUGUAUCAUGUUUGGGCUAAAAGAAACGCACGGGUGUUCGAAAGAGUGCGUUGGAGUAUUGAUCAAAUUGGAACGAUGUUGUCUUUGAUUGUGGGACUCUUAUGA
Impatiens glandulifera is the source of this 534-nucleotide messenger RNA. RefSeq lists its product as uncharacterized. Bases 1 to 534 code for a protein of 177 amino acids. The record is from RefSeq and is a predicted model, not a curated record. NCBI's taxonomy places the organism in Eukaryota, Viridiplantae, Streptophyta, Magnoliopsida, Ericales, Balsaminaceae. The transcript has a single exon.